GCCACGACCUCGUUUCUCGCACACUCAAGAAUGAUCACCAUCCACAAAGGCAGCGGCCAUGUUGAAGCGUCAAUAGGAGGCAAAGCGUCCCAGGCAGAACCAUCAUGACAGGGACCAUACUAUGCGUGGCAGAGAAGCCUGCCAUUGCCAAAGCAGUCGCGUCCCACAUGUCGGGGGGCGCCUUUCAACUAUCUAAUAUCCCUGGAAAUAAAUAUGUGAAAAAUUAUCAGUUCACUUUCAAUUUCGGUGGCCGUUGGGGCCAGUGUUCGGUCACCAUGACCAGUGUGCUCGGCCACUUGACAGAGACGGAGUUUGGAAGUCAUCAUAGAGCGUGGGCCUCUUGUCCUCCUGAAGACUUGUUUGAUGCGCCUGUCUACGAGUCUGUGGCCAAGGACAAAGUAUCAAUAGCGCAAAACAUCGCGGUGCAAGCCAGAUCUUGCCGAGCACUGUUUAUCUGGACUGACUGCGACCGCGAAGGCGAGCAUAUUGGCACCGAAGUGCGGAAGCAAGCGCUGGAAGGGAAUCCGCGACUCGAGGUCAAACGAGCCAAGUUCAGCAACACCGAAAGAGCACAUGUUUUGCAGGCUGCGCGGCAACCGAUUGAGCUAGAUGAACGCCAGGCUAAUGCUGUAGCUGCGCGAAUUGAACUCGACCUGCGCAUCGGUGCGGCUUUUACUCGUUUACAGACUCUUCAGCUGCAAACGCUCUUGUCAUCUCUCACAGACAAGGUUAUUAGCUACGGUUCGUGUCAGUUUCCUACGAUGGGUUUCAUCGUUGAUCGCUAUUUUCGGGUGAAAAACUUCAAACCAGAAACAUUCUGGUUGAUCAAAGUCAUCCACGUCAGGGACGAUAUCAAAGUCAACUUCUCAUGGCGUCGUGUCCACCUCUUCGACAGGGCUGUGGUGACCAUAAUGCUGGAACGAUGCUUGGCGGCGAAGAAAGCCCGAGUCACGAAAGUCAAUGAAAGGCCUACAAGCAAAUGGCGGCCCCUACCCCUGACUACUGUGGAACUACAGAUGAUGGGUAGCAAGUAUCUUCGCAUGACCGGUCAAGAUAUCAUGAAGACUGCCGAAUCUCUCUAUACAAAGGGAUUUAUCAGCUACCCUCGAACGGAGACAGAUCAAUUUGAUAAGGCCAUCGAUCUAAAGAAGCUAGUUGAAAAGCAAGUACCCGAUGGAAGCUGGGGACAAUAUGCCCGGGGCCUGCUUGACGGUAAUUUCAGGACACCGAGAUCGGGCCGUCAUAAUGACCAGGCCCACCCGCCUAUCCAUCCGAUUGCUUGGGUUUCGCCAACCGCAUUGAACGCCAGCGAAAAGAAGGUAUACGAGUUCGUUGUCCGCCGAUUCCUAGCGUGUUGCUCUGAGGAUGCCAAGGGAAAAACAACCGAAGUUGAAAUACAAUACGGCGAGGAAAUGUUCCAGGCAAAAGGCCUCAUUGUCCUCGAAAAGAACUAUCUUGAGGUCUACGUAUAUGAGAAAUGGGAAAGCAGCCAACAGCUGCCGGUCUUCCAGCUUGGCGAGGAGUUCGAGCCCACAGAAGCCAAAAUCAACGAGGGAAAAACGACUCCGCCAAACUACCUUACUGAGCCGGAGCUCAUCGCCCUCAUGGACGCCAACGGGAUCGGCACCGAUGCCACCAUGGCCGACCACGUUGCGAAGAUCAAGGACCGGGAAUACGUGGGGACCCGCACGCGAGGCAGCGGUCGCAGCGCCGUCACGGAAUUCAUCCCUACCAGUCUCGGGGUAGCUCUGUACGAAGGGUACAACAAUAUCGUCUCUGCCAUUCCCGGCUGCCCGUCUCUGAGCAAGCCGUUUCUCCGCAAGGAAAUGGAGCAGCGCAUGCGAGAAAUCUGCGCGGGCACCAAGACCCGACGCGAAGUCAUCCAUGAGAGCCUGGAACGGUACCAGGAGGUCUUCUACCUGACUAAAAGCCGGAUCGAAAUCUUGAAGGCGGCGUGUCAGAAGUACAUGCUUGGAUCCUAAACGUUGCUAGGGAGCCUUGGGGGGCCUUUCUUUGAAAUAAGUCAUUGAUGACUGUAUGAUAUCAAAAAGAUAUAGAUACCCUAUUAUUAGAUAGACAUUUUACGAGAUAUUUGAACCGGGAGACCCUCUAGAUAUAGACCUGGAUCUGGUGGAUCUAUUGACUCUUAUAUUCAGGGGUUAACCAUCAUU
Molecule: messenger RNA, 2171 nt
Organism: Penicilliopsis zonata CBS 506.65
Lineage: Eukaryota; Fungi; Ascomycota; Eurotiomycetes; Eurotiales; Aspergillaceae
Exons: 7
Coding region: 105-1982 (625 amino acids)
Biological process (GO): DNA topological change
Cellular component (GO): nucleus
Molecular function (GO): DNA topoisomerase type I (single strand cut, ATP-independent) activity; DNA binding
Source: RefSeq, a predicted model, not a curated record